Molecule: messenger RNA, 1647 nt
Organism: Colletotrichum chrysophilum
Lineage: Eukaryota; Fungi; Ascomycota; Sordariomycetes; Glomerellales; Glomerellaceae
Exons: 2
Coding region: 1-1647 (548 amino acids)
Molecular function (GO): oxidoreductase activity, acting on CH-OH group of donors; flavin adenine dinucleotide binding
Source: RefSeq, a predicted model, not a curated record
AUGAAGUUCAUUACUCUGAGCUCCGCGCUUCUGGCGCUAGGCGAGACGGCCGCCGCUCGCAUGUACGCCCGCGACAAUGCCACGACCACCCGUAACACCACUUACGACUACAUUGUCGCUGGAGGUGGAACCGCUGGUAUUGUCGCAGCUGAGAAGCUCGCCAACUCCGGCCGCAGCGUUCUCCUGCUUGAGCGAGGUGGACGUUCCUUCUACAUGACCGGCAACAACAAGACGAUGCCAUGGAACAGCACCGUCACUAUGUACGAUGUUCCUGGCAUGGCCGACCACACCGGCGCCUCCCCCGAUCUGCAGUACUGCAGAGAUCUUGCCAUUGCGGCGGGAUGCCUCCUCGGUGGCUCAACCAUGCUCAACGCACUCAUGUUCGUCAGGCCCCGCGCCGCGGACUUCGCGUCCUGGCCCGAGGAGUGGCACUGGGAGAACGGCAUCGCCGAUGCGGCUGCUGAGUUCUACGAGCGUCUUCCCGGUACCACCUUGGCUUCGGAGGACGGCAAGCGCUACGAUGACGGCGCUUUCGAGAUCAUGUCUCGCUUCUUGGAUGCCAACGGCUGGAGCGAGCAGGAUGCCCUGAACGAUGUUGAGGCUAAGGAGUUGAUGUACUCCCACCCUCCCUGGUCGAUCGCCCACGGCCUCCGUGACAGCCCUGUCCGUGCUAUCCUCCCCGACGCCGAGGCCCUCUCCAACUUCCACCUCGAGCUUAACACCAAGGUCCUCCGUGCCAUCCGUGAGGGUGGCCUGGUUACCGGCAUCGAGGUUGAGCACGACAGCGGUGCCCGCGAGAUCAUCAACCUGGCCAAGGGCGGAUCCCUGGUCCUGGCCGCCGGUUCCCACUCCACUCCCCGUGUCCUGUUCAACUCCGGCAUCGGCCCUGCCGCCCAGAUCGAGAUUGUUGCUUCCGGCAACACCAACAUCCAGCUUCCUCCCAAGGAGCAGUGGAUUGAGCUUCCUGUCGGCGAGAACCUCAAGGACCAUGCCAUUGCCACCGUCACCUUCACCACCAAGGACAAGCUUGUUGCCCUCCCCAGCACUGCCUGGACUAGCCCCGACCAGACCUCCAUCGACCUCUUCGCCCAAGGCAGCGGUCUCAUGGCUCAGUCUGGUCAACGCCUGAACUUCUGGACUUCCGUCAACACCACUGAUGGCGCUACCCGUCACAUCCAGGGUACCGUUCGUGCUGAUGCCAAUAACACCAUUGGCGUCAAGGUCUACCUCACCCACGGUACCACCUCUGUUGGCACUGUCGAGAUCACGCCUGAGGGAGCUACCAACAUGACCCAGAAGCCUCUCCUGCACACCGAGGGUGAUGUUGAGGCCCUGACUACCAUGGUUGAUACUCUCCUCCAGUACGCCCGCAAGCCUGACAGCAUUCUGAGUGUCCCUAAGAACGCCACUGCCGAGGCUCUUGUUGCUGCGGCUGGCAGCGGUAGCCACUACCUUGGCACUACCCAGAUGGGUUCUUCCAACGACGGCAAGAGCGUUGUCGACCCUGACACCAAGGUUUGGGGUACUGAGAACUUGUUCGUUGUUGAUGGAAGCAUGCACCCCGAGGUUCCUACUGGUAACACACAGGCUCCCAUCAUGGUCGCCGCUGCGUAUGCUGCUAAGAGAAUUCUGGACCUCCACGCGUAA